AUGGGUGCUUGUUGCAGCAAGACGAAUCCAAUUUCUUCUACGCCUACCCCACACGAAGUUGAAAUCAAACCUCAGCAACCAGAGAAGAAGACCAAGACUGCUGCCGUCGCCAUUGUUACUACAGCUAUAGAGCAACAAGUUCCCAAGAAGGAGGUUUUGGUCGUCAAACAUCGGAAGAGUCAUGAAAUUGAUAGACACCCAGAUCAAGAAACCCGCAAAUCGAUGGACAGGAAGAAAACCCCCAAUUCCUUUCCUACUACCGAUGUUUCCCAAUCGGCCACCACCGUCGCCGCCGUUUCUAAUGGUGAGUCGGGGAAAGCGGCAGGUGCUACGGUGAGAACCUCUAGUUGUACCAAAGAAGAGGUGGAUGCGAUACUCAUACAAUGUGGGAGGCUUAGCCGGAGCUCCUCCGGUGUAAAGCCUGCAGCUGCUGAAACUCCUACCCGCGGCCGGAGGUAUUCGGGUUCGAAGAGGAGUUAUGAUUUCGAUAUGGAAAUGGGUUCUAAGAAUGAUGAUGAUGAUGAGGUGGUGGUGGUGGAUGGCGACCACCACAGGCGUCGACCGCAGCGGGAGCCUAGGGUUUCAUCUCCUUCUUCCAGAAGGAGGAGUAGAGAAAGAGAUCCACAACAACAAAGAUCUGGAAGUAAAGAAAGGGGAAGUGGGACUGGCAAUGGCGGUGGCAGGAGAGUAAGCAGAUCCCCAAAUAGAAGAUCGGAAUCACCGAAUCCUAAUUCCACCGGCAGCAACGCCGCCGCCGUUGGGGGUAGUAACAUUAGGCCUGGUAAGAUGGUCUCCGUACCUGCCACCGAUAAGACUAACAAUACUGGUGGUGGAGAAGUGGUUACUGGUGUUGCUACUGGAGUGAAGAGGAUUCAAGUGAAGCGAAACACCGGUGAGGCGGCCCGGACUGCUGCAUCUCCACGUUCUAGAUCUCCGGCGAGGGCAAACCUUAGGGUGUUAAACGAGAAUCAGAACCAGCAGCCAUUGACACUGAGUCGAAGCAAUUCCAGAAAGGCUGAGCAUUCUCCUUACAGAAGGAAUCCACUGGCUGAGAUUGACACCAACGCUACCGGAUCUGAACAACCGGCCAUCAAAGUACAAAUGCAGAAACCUAAUGGUGAGAAGAUGAUGAAUAACAAAACGCACAAUGUUGUUGUUACUAAAAACUGCAUAGCCAAAGAACACCAGAUGAUUGAUGAGGCUAAAAUCGCAGUCGAAAAUCCUAAAAUCGUAAGCAGAACUCGGUCCUCAAGGCUAUCUCGAGACCUAGAUAUCAACCCUGAAACUUUACUCAACCCAAACCCAACGUCCUAUGCUAGUUUAUUACUUGAAGAUAUCCAAAAUUUCCACCAAAAGACCACCACCACCACCACGACUGUGGCGGCGGCAGCAGCAGCUGCAGCGGCACCAUCAGCGUUCUCCCUCCCAGCUUGUGUGAGCAAGGCAUGUUCGAUUCUUGAAGCUGUAGCUGACCUGAAUUCCGCCACCAGCUCCAACGAGCGGCAGUUCAAGAAAGACAAUCUUGUGGAAUCUGAGAUGGUGGUUAAUGAUGAUCUGAUGGAACCAAGUCUCCACAAGUAUGUGACUGUUCGGAGGGGUGGUGAUGCAGAUACUGAAGAACAAGAAUCAUCAGGGAGCAAUAGCUUUGCUGGUAGUCAACAGUUGAGUUGGAUGUCAUCUUCUUGGGAGCCAAAUUCUGCUGAUUCCUCAAAUUGCUGGAGUUCUUCAAGAUCAAAUGCCCGAGAUACCGAACUUCUGAGAAGUGGGGAGUAUCCAAGAAAUGGAGUUGGACGUGGGCGAGUUGGCAGCCAUGGUAGAAGUGCUUACUCAUUGCCGAAUAACACUGCAGUUGCUUUAACCUAAUCUGUUUUCAACGAGAGCAAAUUUCUUUUGUUGGUUUGGUUGCAAACUUGCAACUGUUUCUGUAAGUCGAUAGAAUGUACUUGAUUCUUCUUUUAAUCUUAAAAGAACC
Messenger RNA from Cynara cardunculus var. scolymus (artichoke), 1972 nucleotides. RefSeq lists its product as uncharacterized. The record is from RefSeq and is a predicted model, not a curated record. NCBI's taxonomy places the organism in Eukaryota, Viridiplantae, Streptophyta, Magnoliopsida, Asterales, Asteraceae. Bases 1 to 1863 code for a protein of 620 amino acids. The transcript is spliced from 2 exons.